Gracilinanus agilis (Agile Gracile Mouse Opossum) is the source of this 2142-nucleotide messenger RNA. Its product is annotated as zinc finger protein 883-like. NCBI's taxonomy places the organism in Eukaryota, Metazoa, Chordata, Mammalia, Didelphimorphia, Didelphidae. Bases 1 to 2091 code for a protein of 696 amino acids. Gene Ontology annotation, biological process: regulation of transcription by RNA polymerase II. The record is from RefSeq and is a predicted model, not a curated record. The transcript is spliced from 4 exons. Gene Ontology annotation, molecular function: RNA polymerase II cis-regulatory region sequence-specific DNA binding; DNA-binding transcription factor activity, RNA polymerase II-specific.
AUGGGGGCAGCCCCUGACCUGGCUGUGAGGGUCCUGCUGGCUCUUCGCGCCUGCGCACAGCCCAGCUCUGGUCUGAGUGGUGUCAGCCGGCCAUUGCCAAUGCUACACAGAAUGUCUUUGUCAGUAUUCCAUUGGGCUCUGAAUGACUGGUCUCCAGAGCUGGUUCUGACACUCUUCAAGGGGUCAAUAACUUUCAAGGAUGUGGCUGUGGACUUCACCCAGGAGGAGUGGUGCCUGUUGGACCCUUUUCAGAAAGAGCUGUACAGGGAAGUCAUGAUGGAGAAUGUGCAGAAUGUACUCUUCAUUGAGACAGAGACUAAUUUUGAAGGGAAGGACAUGUCUACAAUGCUGAGCCUUUUUGUGGAGGGAUCUGGCCCUCCAAAAGGCAUGAAUAAGGGUCCCUGUGACUUCAUUUUGAGAGAAAUCUAUGACUCUAAUAUCAAGGUAAAUAAAAAUCCAAAGAGUGACUGUGAAUUUGAUGAAGUUGCAGAGAAAUUCAGCCAACAGUUAGACCUAAAUCAGUAUACGAAAUUGACCUCAGGAAAUGACUGUUGUCUGGAUAGUGAAUACACCAAAUGCUUUCCUGAAAAAGUAGGAUUUAACCAGUCCCAUGAGAAACCUCCUGAAAUGCCCAUGUAUCAAAAUAAUGUAGGGAGAAUCAUUGCCUAUGGCGCGAGUUUAGAUCUCUCAAGACAUCCAAAAAGCAAACAUGUAGAGAUGCUUUCUGUUUGUAAUAAAGUUGGGAGACCUUUCAGUCAGAAUUCUGAGUUGGGUUCAUAUCAAAUAAUCCGCUCUAGAGAGAGACCUUAUCAAUGUAAAGAAUGUGGAAAGACUUUCACACUGCGGGGUAAUCUUGUUAUUCAUCAGAGAAUCCACACUGGAGAGAAACCUUAUGAAUGUACACAGUGUGGAAAGGCUUUCACACAAAGUAGUUCUCUUUCUAAGCAUCAGAGAAUCCACAGUGGAGAAAAACCUUAUGAAUGUUCACAGUGUGGAAAGGCUUUCACUCUGAGCAGCUCUCUUGCUAAGCAUCAGAAAAUCCACACUGGAGAGAAACCUUAUGAAUGUACACAGUGUGGAAAGGCUUUCACUCUGAGUAGCUCUCUUGCUAAGCAUCAGAAAAUCCACACUGGAGAGAAACCUUAUGAAUGUACACAGUGUGGAAAGCUUUUCAUUUGGAGGGGUGAUCUUGCUGCACAUCAGAGAAUCCACACUGGAGAGAAACCUUAUGAAUGUACACAGUGUGGAAAGGCUUUCACACGGAGGGGAGAUCUUGCUGCGCAUCAGAGAAUCCAUACUGGAGAGAAACCUUAUGAAUGUACACAGUGUGGAAAGGCUUUCACACGGAGGGGAGAUCUUGCUGCACAUCAGAGAAUCCACACUGGGGAGAAACCUUAUGAAUGUACACAAUGUGGAAUGGCAUUCACAAGAAGGGGUUGUCUUGUUAUACAUCAGAUAAUCCACACUGGAAAGAAACCUUACGAAUGUACACAGUGUGGAAAGGCUUUCAAACACAGGGUGAGUCUUGCUGAGCAUCAGAGAAUCCACACUGGAGAGAAACCUUAUGAAUGCACACAAUGUGGAAAGCCUUUCAUACGGAGGGGCGAUCUUGCUGCGCAUCAGAGAAUCCACACUGGAGAGAAACCUUAUGAAUGUACUCAUUGUGGAAAGCCUUUCACACGAAGGGGCAAUCUUGCUAAGCAUCAGAGAAUCCACACUGGAGAGAAACCUUAUGAAUGUACACAAUGUGGAAAAGCUUUCAAACACAGGGUGAGUUUUGCUGAGCAUCAGAGAAUUCACACUGGAGAGAAACCUUAUCAAUGUACACAGUGUGGAAAGGCUUUCAAACACAGGGUAAGUCUUGCUGAUCAUCACAGAAUCCACUCUGGAGAGAAACCAUAUGAAUGUACACAUUGUGGAAAGGCUUUCACACGGAGGUUCUAUCUAGCUGCACAUCAGAGAAUCCACACUGGAGAGAAACCUUAUGAAUGUACACAGUGUGGAAAAGCUUUUACACAGAGGAGCAGUCUUGCUACACAUCAGAGAACCCACACUGGACAGAAACCUUAUGAAUGUAAUAAAUUUGGAUAGCCUUUCUCUUAAUACUCCACAGUUGCUUCAUGUCUGAAAAUCCCCACAGGA